CCAUAACACCAUAAAUUCAAAUGUAGAAGAUUCUAAAUCUUAACCCAAGAUAUUUUUUUAAAGAUAACCUGAUUUAGAAGUUCUUAACAUAGAUAAAUAUUGAAAUAAUACAUGGUUCUAAACUUGAACUGAUGUAAAUUCUACCCUUACUUGAUUAUGAAAUUACAUUGGGGUUCAGCUACUACUGCAUAACACUAUGAGUGAAGUGGAAAUUCUGCAGUUGGAGUCGACGACUUCCAAACCGAAAUUUCAUCUUUCACAUUUGGGAAAAGUUCUGGUGGGGCUCACAGGAGGCGUGGCCAUAGGUUUAACUGUAAUAUGUGCUCCCUUUGUAAGUCCAGCACUAAGAAAAUUCUGUUUGCCAUACAUACCAGCUACAAAUGACCAAUUAGUAAAUAUUUUAAGCGCCUUAAGAGGCAAAUCAGGCACGUUGCUUGACUUGGGCUCUGGUGAUGGGCGAAUUGUUAUUGGUAAGACACCGAAAGCUUUUCUAGAAACAGCUAAGCACAACUUUGUCUCGCACGGUGUUGAACUUAAUCCCUGGCUUGUUAUGUACUCUAAGAUUCAUGCGUUAAAAAGUGGUUUGAGCAACAAAACCAAAUUUUUCCAAAAGGAUCUUUGGAAAUAUAAUAUUGCCAGUUAUGAUAAUAUAGUAAUAUUUGGGGUAGAACAAAUGAUGAAUGAAUUGGAAAAGAAGUUUCUUAGAGAGUGCAAACCUGAAUGUAACGUAUUAGCAUGUAGAUUUCCUCUACCAAAUAUGACCCCCAUAAAAACCAUAGGACAUGGAAUAGACACAGUAUGGGUAUACAAAGUAAAAUAACCCUAACAUGAUCGAUUGAUUCAAUUUCAUCAUGCAAUUUUCAUCUGGUAUGUUAUAUAGAUUCUAAAUCAGGCAAAAAUUGCAGAGAAUAGCUGCAGUUCCAUACCUGAUGGUUGUAUAUUUGAUUGUAAUUAAUCCUAAUAAUAACUUUUCCGUAACAGA
Messenger RNA from Dendroctonus ponderosae (mountain pine beetle), 982 nucleotides. Its product is annotated as ATP synthase subunit C lysine N-methyltransferase. The transcript has 4 exons. Bases 197 to 820 code for a protein of 207 amino acids. Gene Ontology annotation, biological process: positive regulation of proton-transporting ATP synthase activity, rotational mechanism; regulation of mitochondrial ATP synthesis coupled proton transport; peptidyl-lysine trimethylation. Gene Ontology annotation, molecular function: protein-lysine N-methyltransferase activity. The record is from RefSeq and is a predicted model, not a curated record. Gene Ontology annotation, cellular component: mitochondrion. Lineage: Eukaryota; Metazoa; Arthropoda; Insecta; Coleoptera; Curculionidae.